CCACGAACUUCCUCGAGUGUGAGAGUGAGAGAGAGAGAGAGAGAGGGGGGGAUGGAUCUUUUGGUGUUGAUACUGUGUGCUUACCUCGCUUGGGGUCUAGUCCAAGCUCUUCGUUUCAUCACCAGGAAGACCAAACCAAGUCCCUCCAAUCUCCCGCCCGGCCCGCCGCCUCUCCCGGUGAUCGGUAACCUCCUCGAGCUGGGAAACCUCCCUCACCAGUCUCUCGCCAAGAUCGCCCGCACUUACGGUCCCAUCAUUAAGCUCCAGCUAGGAGCCAUAACCACCGUAGUCAUCUCGUCGCCCGCAUUAUCCAAAGAAAUCCUCCAGACUCAUGACAUUUUGUUCGCCAACCGCACGAUUCCCGACGCCGUCAAUGCCUUCAAUCAAGGCCAGCACAGCUUGCCCUGGGUCCCCGUCUCGCCUCUAUGGCGGAACCUGAGGAGGAUAUUCAAUCUACACCUUUUCUCCAACAUGAAGCUCGACUCCACUCAACACUUGCGCCGCAAGAAAGUUCAAGACCUCCUAGCCCAUGUAGAGAGAAGCGCCCGCGCCGGCGAUGAGGUGGAAAUCGGCGAAGCGGCUUUCAUGACGUCCAUAAACUUUUUGGCUGACACCAUGUUCUCUUUGGAUUUGGUGGACCGUUCUUCGGGUUCGGCGAAAGAGUUCAAGGAGACAGUCUGGCAAAUCUUGGUCGAGGCUGGGAAGCCCAACGUGGUGGAUUUCUUCCCGGUGCUUAGGAAGAUCGACCCGCAAGGCACGAGGCGUCGAAUGACAAGGUACUUCAGGACGAUGUUCGAUUUGUUCGAUCGAUUGAUUGAGGGACGGCUGCGGCGGAGGGAAACGCUGGGUUCGCCGAGGAUGAACGAUGUGCUGGAUACACUUCUUGACAUAUGUGAAGAUAAGGAGGAGGACAUGGACAUGUCCCAACUCAAGCCCUUGUUACUGGAUGUGUUCGUCGCCGGAGCCGAUACCACGUCCAGCUCAGUGGAAUGGGCGAUGGCCGAGCUACUCCACAGUCCCGAGAAGCUAUCGAAAGCCCAGGCCGAGCUCCAUCGAGUCAUCGGCAAAGGCAACCUCGUCAACGAAUCUGACGUCGCCCGCUUACCGUACUUACAAGCCACCGUCAAAGAGACUUUCCGAAUGCACCCGGCGGUGCCGCUCCUUCUCCCCCGAAAAUGCGGGGCGGAUUUGGAGGUGGGCGGCUACACGGUCCCCGAGGGCGCGCAGGUCUUUGUCAACGUGUGGGCCAUAGGGCGAGACCCGACCUUAUGGGAGGAUCCGGAUGUGUUCUCGCCGGAGAGAUUUCUAGGGUCCGAAAUGGAUGUGAAGGGGCAUAACUUUGAGCUAACGCCGUUCGGUGGAGGCAGGCGCAUAUGUAUAGGCUUGCCUUUGGCCUUGAGGAUGUUGCACAUGAUGUUGGGCUCGCUCCUUAAUUGCUUCGAUUGGAGGCUUGCGGAUGGGGUUAUGCCGGAAGAUAUGAACAUGGAGGAAAAGUUUGGCAUCACCUUAGCCAAGGCUCAACCUUUGAAAGCGGUGCCAGUGUCGGUGUGAGUUAUGCACCGGGUCAUGAGCCGAUGAACCAUUCAUGACUCUGUGAUUCUCGGUAAUAACUUAUCGUUUGAAAUUAUGAUUUCAUCCUUCUUAUAAUUAUAGUAAUCGAUGAUCUGAUGUAGUUAUAUC
Messenger RNA from Rhodamnia argentea, 1680 nucleotides. Its product is annotated as geraniol 8-hydroxylase-like. The record is from RefSeq and is a predicted model, not a curated record. The transcript is spliced from 2 exons. NCBI's taxonomy places the organism in Eukaryota, Viridiplantae, Streptophyta, Magnoliopsida, Myrtales, Myrtaceae. Gene Ontology annotation, molecular function: heme binding; monooxygenase activity; oxidoreductase activity, acting on paired donors, with incorporation or reduction of molecular oxygen. The coding region runs from base 52 to 1551 and encodes 499 amino acids.